Messenger RNA from Effrenium voratum, 709 nucleotides. Lineage: Eukaryota; Dinophyceae; Suessiales; Symbiodiniaceae. The record is from the annotation of a GenBank genome assembly.
CUUGCACGCGUCAGAACAUGCGAUGUGAAACCCGCCUAGCAGCUUGCUCUUUCGAGACCUUCAACAUUUUGGGAACAUGGCUGGCUCCUUGCUAGCUGGGCAAGCAAGCCCAGGCCAGACUCUGGCCGACUCCAAAGCUGCUAAUCGCCGCGCGGAAAAGACCGCAGUUGCUAAUCGCAGGGGCGGAACACCAACUCAAACUGGACUGCAACACUGCGCCCGCCUUCCGAUGGGCAUCCUGCGUGGCUUGGGCCCAUGGGCGAUCGAACCCGGCGACGCUCGCCUUGAAUCCGAAUCCGCGCCGCUUGGUCGGGGAAGUCAUGCUGUCAGCUUCUACGGAGACGGAAUCAAUGACCUGCUAGCGCAGAAGGUAGAGGACCUGCCGGAUGAGCCGCCCGAGCAGCCGGAGGCCCCACAACCGCCGGAGAUCCACCUGCCGACGGACGGCCCCAUCGGAGAGGGCUAUGAGGUGAUUAUGGAUGUUCCUCCGAGCCGGCGGGAUGGGUUCAAUGGACCAGCCAUGCAGCCAUAUCACGUGGGCAUGAUCUCUCACGCUCCUGUCCUCAUGGGCUGGUCGCCGCUCGUGUGGCAGGCUUGGUUGCUGACGUGCCCGCGCGCUUCGCGGAAUCGCCAUAGCCGCGCAUUCCUGUGAGCUGGCAGCCAGGGCCAUUUCGGCGCAUUUCGUUUCACGCGAAUGCGCCAUGGCAGG